Caenorhabditis remanei is the source of this 1398-nucleotide messenger RNA. RefSeq lists its product as uncharacterized. NCBI's taxonomy places the organism in Eukaryota, Metazoa, Nematoda, Chromadorea, Rhabditida, Rhabditidae. The coding region runs from base 1 to 1398 and encodes 465 amino acids. The record is from RefSeq and is a predicted model, not a curated record. The transcript has 11 exons.
AUGCUGAAGUUAAUCUUUAUCUUACUUUUUCUGAACGAUGCUGUACCAUCAUAUGCUCGUUGCCCGGAUCAUUCAUUUCUUGGAUGCAUGCUUAGACUGAAAGCUCAGAGGGUGCCCAUAGAGAAGAAUAUUUUGAGCCUAAUAUUCAACAUUGGUACAGAAGCAAGACUAUUGCACACCUGCAAAGUCUAUUCUUCUACUCUUCCAUGUUUCCAAGAGAAAAUUCGAGAAUGUGGUGACGAUAAGCAGAAGAGAAUAUUGAGUGAAGUCUCCAAAACAAUCAUGUAUCUUUGUUCACCGUUCAGUAUGAAGAGACAAAAGUUGGUCAUCGAGCAUCAGAAAUGUAUAUCCGGGGUGCUUUCUUUACCAGCAAGUACUGGAUGUCAGUUAGACGAUAAUGAAUAUGGACAACAAGUGAUAUCUUGCAAACAAGAAUGCAAUUCACGGGGAUCUGAUUUUAUUUGUAUGAUGCGAACAUGGAUAUCUGAACAGAAUACUUGCACUUUGAAAGAUAUAGACCAAAAGUGUGGAGCUGAAGCUGCUGGUGUGUUCCAAGAAUUACAAGCCACUGUAUUUGAGCCAUCCUAUCCUGUUGUGUGUACUAUUGUAAACGCAACUGCGACCACUGAACCAACGGUUGAAAAACCAAAACUCUCAAACUUGAAGGAGAGAAAAAUCAAAACUCAGUACCGCAAACCAAUGCAAAAAUCAAAAACAGAGAUUCAAGAGUAUCCAAUGGUUCUGACCUCUCCAGCAACUCCAUCUACUGCCGAAAACAUUUACAUUGCCCUACCUGAGCCAGUAAAUGUUUACAUGCGGCCGCAAAGACCAACUUUUGCGGCAAACUUGACCAACAAUGUUCCCUCCUCAUUGUACCCAAAUCAGGAAGAAAUGCAAGAGAAGUCGAACAUUUGGAAGAAAGGUGGAUACGGGCAGAAAGUGCAAUACAACAAAGAGCACUGGAAACAAAAAACUACAUCGGGAGAAUUCGUUUUCACAACGCAACACCCACUGUUCACGACAACCGAGUAUGGGGCUACGCCACGUAGACAUAAGGUAAUUGACAUUCUGAAGAGUCUCAUUCCACCAAAUCUACCUUCCCAACUUACCGCACUGCUGGAGAACAGUUAUGACAGGGACCUAUUCCCAGAUAUACAGAGUUACAAUACACCUGCCGUUGCUAUAUCUCCAGUUUCAGAGGUGUACCCUACUUCACAAGCUGUGUAUCAACCUGAAAUGGUUACAACUGCUCCAAAAACGACUAUGAUUCCUCCACAACCAGUGAAAAUUACUUAUCGACCUGCUCAAACUACGGCAACAACCCAACCAAUCGUACUGUACCCGGCGCAACCUGCAACUACUGCAAAAUGGAAGCCAUGGUACCUGGGAGGUGCCUAA